Molecule: messenger RNA, 1828 nt
Organism: Varanus komodoensis (Komodo dragon)
Lineage: Eukaryota; Metazoa; Chordata; Lepidosauria; Squamata; Varanidae
Gene: PDILT
Product: protein disulfide isomerase like, testis expressed
Exons: 11
Coding region: 134-1696 (520 amino acids)
Biological process (GO): protein folding
Cellular component (GO): endoplasmic reticulum
Molecular function (GO): protein disulfide isomerase activity
Source: RefSeq, a predicted model, not a curated record
AUAUAUUUAAUUCUGUGGGAAUUUAGCCACAUGGUUGAGUGAUAAGGGAUUGGGCAGUUUUUAAGUACAGCCAUUUCCCUCCACACACCUUUCUUCACCUUGUUUGGUGCCUGCAAUGUGUUGAGAAGACAGAAUGGAAACUCUGUGGUUUUUUCUUGUUGUUGGAUUAGCAUAUGUAUUUUUCUCUGCAGUGGAGGGGAGCACUGGGCCAAUGGAAAAGAAAUCCAAAAAAGCCAAAUUUUCCCAAAUCAAAGAAGAGGACAAUGUUUUGGUUCUGCAGAAGAGCAACUUUGAUAAGGCCCUGAAUGAAUCGAAAUAUCUUCUGGUGGAGUUCUAUGUUGCUUUGUCUGGGCCUUCUCAGAGUUUAGUUGUGGAAUUUGCUAAGGCAGCAAAGCAGCUUAAAGAGGAAGCGGUGGAGAUUCGGUUUGGCAAAGUGGAUGUGACAGAGCAGAAGGACUUGAGAAAGGAAUUCAACAUCCAAGAAUAUCCCACUCUGAAGUUUUUUGUGGAUGGCGAUCGGAAGAAUCCCGUUGACUGCAAAGGAGUUAGGGAGGCCUCUGCAUUCAUCACAUGGAUUCGAAGAAGAAUAGGACCCAGCACUGUGCUUAUUAAUGGUACAGACCAGGCCAUGACCUUCAUAGGCCUUGAAGAUCUGGUUGUGAUGGGGUUUUUCAAGAGACUUCAAGGUGGACCAGUGGAGGUUUUCUAUGAUAUUUCAAGAGAUGUUCCCGAGCUCCCUUUUGGGGUCACAGCCAGUGGAGAGCUUUUCGCAAAGUUUCGCAUCAGAGAAGACACGGUCGUGAUAUUCCAAAAGGGAAAACCUGUUCACAGUGAAGCAUCCCAAGAAGGCAAACUGAAUAAAAUGGACCUUAUCAGAUUAAUAAAAACAUUUACUAUGGAUUUAGUCACAGAGUAUAACCUUGAGACAUCUGUGAAGAUUUUUGAUAUACCCAUUGAAAAUCACAUCGUUCUGUUCAUGCCCAAGAGCUCAGGCGCGUUUGGUGAGGCUUAUGAAAAUUAUACAUCUGCAGCUGUGGAAUUCAGAGGGAAGAUCAUGUUCAUCUUUGUGGACACUGAUGAAAGCAGAAAUGGCCGUGUGAUUGAGUACUUCCGUGUCACGGAGGUGGAAAUCCCAGCGGUGCAAAUCCUAAACCUGACAAGUGAUGCCAGGUACAAGAUGCCUGCAGAUGAUGUGACCCCAGAGGAUGUACGAGGCUUCUGCCAGAGCUACUUAGAAGGAAAAGCAAAGCAACAUCAUCCCAGUGAGGAAAUCCAAGAAGGCUGGGAUAAGGAGCCUGUCAAAGUUCUUGUUGGGAAAAACUUUGACAGGGUUGCCUUUAAUGAGAAGAACCACGUAUUCGUAAUGUUCUAUGCACCUUGGUCUCAAGAAUGCCAGGAACUCUUACCAGUAUGGGAUGAACUUGGCAAGAUGUUUGAAAGCCGUGAAAAAGUCGUCAUCGCCAAAAUAGACUACACGGCGAAUGACAUUCUGCUGGUCAACCUGGAACGCUACCCAUUCUUCAGGUAUUUUCCUGCAGGAUCUGAAACUGAGGUCAUCCCAUACAAAGGGGAAUACAAACUGGAUGCUUUUGCAAAAUUCUUAGAAGAGCAGAUUAAGGACUCAUUAUCAAAGGCUAAACAAGGAGAAGACCUCAUGAAGGAAGAGAAAAAAACUGUGGCAAAGGAAGAACUUUAGGGGGUCUGGAUUUUGUUUUUCCUUGCACCAAGGAGGAGGACGGCUGGCUUCCAGAUGUACAAGAAUUCUGACUGAAUUGUGAGAAUCUAGGAAGGAAUUAAGUGUGAAAAUAAAGAAAAAGCAAACCAAUUC